UCGUCCCGCUGAGCAGCGCAGCCUCUUAAGUGGAUUUGAUGGAUUAACCUCCUGAGUCCUCCUGCAGGAGCAAACUGAGGAGACACGAGGAGGUGCAGGAGCAAACUGAGGAGACACGAGGAGGUGCAGGAGCUCGUCACGGUCUGGAGCUCGGAACGCGCACGAGGCGCACGGAGCGCACGGGGCUCGGAGCAGAGACUGACCGGCUCCGAGGAGCGUCUUCACGGGGCGACUCAGCCAAUUGUCCCCGGAGAGUCUCCAGGCUGCUGGACACGGCUCAUAGAUGAAACACAACCCGGAGAGAGAAGCUCUUCUUCGGACAAGCAGCGCGUCAGUCCCCGGGGACCAUGUGGGUCAACUCCUCGGACCUGAACCACACGGUGCCGCUGGCCCCGCGUUACAACGUGCCCGCGCUCAUCCUCGGUAUCCUACUCAUUGUGCUCAUCACCGGAGGAAACGUGCUCGUGUGUCUGAGCGUGCACGUGGAGAAGGCGUUGAAAACCACCACCAACUAUUUCAUCGUCAGUUUAGCGGCUGCAGAUCUGAUGCUGGCGCUGAUGGUUCUACCGCUGUUCGUCUACUCCGAGUUUCAGGGUGGAGUUUGGACCUUGAACAUGCUGCUGUGUGACGGCCUGAUGACCAUGGAUGUGUUGCUGUGCACAGCUUCCAUAUUCAACCUGUGUGCCAUCAGUGUGGACAGGUUCAUCGCUGUGUCCAUCCCUCUGAACUACAACAUGAAGCAUGUGGACCGGCGGCAGCUGGUCCUGCUGGCGGCCACGUGGCUGCUGGCCCUGGCCGUGGCCUCGCCCGUCAUCUUCGGCAUCAACAACGUGCCCGGCCGCGACCCCAGCGAGUGCAAGCUGGAGGACAACAACUACAUCGUCUAUUCCUCCGUGUGCUCCUUCUUCAUCCCCUGCCCCAUCAUGCUCCUGCUCUACUUCGGGGUUCUCCGCGGGCUGCGGCACUGGGAGGAGUCUCGUAGAACCCGACUCCGCAGCAGCAUCGACGCCUGCAGGAAGCUGCAGCACGCCGCCGCCGCCCUCCCCCCCCUGCCCGGCACCAUCCCCGGGCCGCUGCCCAUGCCUCUGCCCAGGAUCAUCGAGAGGGACCUGGCCCAGUCUCGCCUGGAGGAAUCAGACGACUGCACCAAGCAGGAGCUUCCUUAUCCUCGGCAGUACCGGGAGAACUCGGUCCCCACGGUGACCUUCAGCCAACUGCAGCGGAGGAAGAAGAGGGCGAAGAUCAACAGCAGGGAGAGGAAGGCCAUGAGGGUGCUGCCUGUGGUAGUAGGUUGCUUCCUGUUCUGCUGGACACCGUUCUUCGUCGUCCACACAACAAGAGCUUUGUGUUUGAGCUGCGCCAUCCCGCCUGGUCUGAUGAGCACCGUCACCUGGCUGGGCUACGUCAACAGUGCUCUCAACCCCAUCAUCUACACCGUCUUCAACACCGAGUUCAGGAAAUUCUUCAAGAAGUGUUUCCGCAGCUGCUGCUGUCUGCAGCUUCCACCGAGGCGCUGAGAGGAGGAAGGAACCUGGAACCCAGUGAGGAAGACGUCAGGAGGAGGAAGGAGUUCAGCUCUGGUUGAACCCACUGACUGCAGAUGGAGGCCGGUCGAUGAGGACGACUGAUCUGAGCACAGAUGAACGUUCUGCCUGUUCCUUGUGAAACGCUGCUCCUGGGGAUGUUGGUUGGAUUUCUGGAGGCUUCUGUCCAAACCAGAUGUUUGAGCAGGAAGCUGCUGACUCUCUGUCUGAGAGGAGGAGAUGAUUGAGAUCUGAGAUCCAGUGAACGCUGUGGAUUCCACACACAGACUGAAUGAGCUUGAACAGGACGACUGAGCUGAGAGCUUCACACUGCAGGGGAGGCAUGAAGAAGUGAAGUCUCUUCACCUUCUCUGCUCUCACAUCUCCUCGUCUUCUUCUUGUGUUCGCUCCGUCUGUGUCUUGUUUGAAUAUUUGAUUCUGUUUUUACUCUGAAGAACUUUGCACGACUACAUCCUGUCAUCGUCAUGGACGGGGGCGGAGCCUCCCUGUACCUACUGUUUAUUGGUUCAGAGACGAGGGCUUGUGACUUCAUUACUAAUAACAGAUGAAACUAAUGGUUCAAAUUACAAUUAAAUAUUUGGUCUGCUCCUAAUGUGCCACCAAGGCUCAUUUUGACUUUCUUCUUCUAUUGUUGCACUGAUGUUGACGUGUUUUGAUGUGUAAAUAAAGUGAAGAAGGUUGCGUCUGAUCCAGG
Molecule: messenger RNA, 2238 nt
Organism: Platichthys flesus (European flounder)
Lineage: Eukaryota; Metazoa; Chordata; Actinopteri; Pleuronectiformes; Pleuronectidae
Gene: drd4b
Product: dopamine receptor D4b
Exons: 4
Coding region: 348-1517 (389 amino acids)
Biological process (GO): adenylate cyclase-activating adrenergic receptor signaling pathway; adenylate cyclase-inhibiting dopamine receptor signaling pathway
Cellular component (GO): plasma membrane
Molecular function (GO): dopamine neurotransmitter receptor activity, coupled via Gi/Go; G protein-coupled receptor activity
Source: RefSeq, a predicted model, not a curated record